UUUUUAUAUUAAAUCAAUCAAACUUUCUUUUAUUACGUGGGUAAAAUUUCAAUCAAACUCCUCCUUGUUUCCCUAUUUGCCCACAUCACCUAUUUCAUUGUCAAACAAACACCCCUUACAUCGGGAAGCUACAAAUUUAACUGGAAAAACAAUUAAAUUUACUCCUAUUAUUUAUUUCUUUAUUAUAAGAUCCCCCUCUUUCUCCUGCUUAUCUCUCCUCUCUCUCUUGGUGUCAUUGAUUGAUUUUCAUCAUCAUACAGGUUGGAUUUGGUUGUUAUCAGUAAUUGGAAAUGUUUGUCCGCGUGCCACCACCUUCAGGUUGAAUAAAUUAAUGAAUGAAUAUAAAAUUUAUAUUGACUGUUACUCUUGUUAUUGUUGUUAGUUCCAUACAUCAGAAUAAAGAAGAUAGAAGUUGUUGGGUUUGUGAAAAUUUGAGCAGUGAAAUGGGUUACCUUGAUUCAGUUUUGCAAUCUUCCAAUCAAAUUCAUGCUGAGGAACAACCUGUUACAGGAGGUGGCCUCAGCCAAAAUGGCAAAUUUAGCUAUGGAUAUGCAAGUUCUGCUGGGAAAAGGUCAUCUAUGGAAGAUUUUUACGAGACUAGAAUUGAUGGUGUUGAUGGAGAAAUAGUUGGCCUGUUUGGUGUCUUUGAUGGGCAUGGUGGUGCUCGAGCGGCCGAAUAUGUGAAACACCAUCUUUUUAGCAAUCUCAUUAAGCACCCGAAGUUCAUUUCUGAUACCAAAUCAGCUAUAGCUGAUGCAUACAGCCAUACAGAUUCAGAAUUUCUGAAGUCUGAAAAUUCCCAAAACAGAGACGCAGGAUCAACUGCUUCCACUGCUAUCCUUGUUGGUGAUCGUUUGUUAGUUGCCAACGUUGGUGAUUCUAGGGCUGUUAUAUGUCGAGGUGGUGAAGCUAUAGCUGUUUCCCGUGAUCACAAGCCAGAUCAAACUGAUGAACGGCAACGGAUUGAAGAUGCAGGAGGUUUUGUUAUGUGGGCUGGAACUUGGAGGGUUGGAGGUGUUCUUGCUGUUUCUCGUGCUUUUGGUGACAAACUUUUGAAGCAGUAUGUGGUUGCGGAUCCUGAAAUUAAGGAAGAAAAAGUUGACAGUUCUCUUGAAUUCCUUAUUCUUGCAAGUGAUGGAUUAUGGGAUGUCGUCUCUAAUGAGGAAGCAGUUGCUAUGGUGAAACCCAUCUUGGAUUCUGAGGAAGCAGCAAAAAAGCUCAUGCAAGAAGCAUAUCAGCGAGGCAGUGCAGAUAAUAUCACCUGUGUAGUUGUACGGUUCCUGGAGAACUGCGGUCGUAAUGAUUCCUCGAGUCAAGCCUCAGGCAAGCAUACUGAUUCUUCUAAGAAGCCAACUGGUGGCCAGGGCGAUUUCUCAAAGCAGAUAUCUGACAAACAGGGUGACCCCGCUAAAGUUUCCAAGUAAAUCUUAUGGGUUUGCUUUUUAAUUCUGACUAGUGGCUGCUUAUACAAAUAGACUCAGAUGAAAUUACAACUUGUUCAUAGAUUAGUCGAGAAACAUAUGGACUCGGCGGCGAUGUAAUUGUAAUUUAGAUAUCGUGGAACACCGUUUAUGAUCUAAUUUAACUAUAUACGCCUAGAUGUGAUAAUAUGACUUGUAAAAAAGCUGAGAUUCGCCAUUUACCGUUUUCAAUGGUAAUCAGGAAGCUCACAUCUGCAUUUGUUAAUGUAUACAUCGACUGAGCCCAUUCCUUUU
This is a messenger RNA of Amaranthus tricolor (Joseph's coat), 1715 nucleotides long. Its product is annotated as probable protein phosphatase 2C 59. NCBI's taxonomy places the organism in Eukaryota, Viridiplantae, Streptophyta, Magnoliopsida, Caryophyllales, Amaranthaceae. The transcript is spliced from 9 exons. Bases 336 to 1424 code for a protein of 362 amino acids. Gene Ontology annotation, cellular component: nucleus; cytosol. The record is from RefSeq and is a predicted model, not a curated record. Gene Ontology annotation, biological process: protein dephosphorylation. Gene Ontology annotation, molecular function: cation binding; protein serine/threonine phosphatase activity.